AUGGCUGCCCCUUCAGAUCAGAGGAUAGCUGUCCCCAUAGAUGAUCCCAAUGCCGAUACAGAAUGGAACGAUAUCCUAAGACAGCACGGCAUCAUACCAGAGAAACCACCGAGUCCCACGCCCAUGAUCGAGGAGGCCAUCGAGGAAGCCCGGCGCCUUGCACACGAGAACAGAUUAGAAGGCAAGGAACUUGACGAGCUCGAUGAACUCGAGGACGAGGAGGACGAGGCGUUCCUAGAAUUGUAUCGACAGAAGCGCAUGCAGGAGCUGAGCGCGUUGAGCAAGAAAUCCGUGCACGGAACCGUUUACCCGAUCUCCAAGCCGGAAUACGGACGAGAAAUAACGGAGGCUUCGAACAAAGGACCCGUGUUUCUCAAUCUUACAUCCUCUACGAACACAAACGUGGAGUCUAGGGUUCUUUCCGAGCUGUGGCGCCAGGCGGCGAAGGAGUAUGGAGAGGUGAAGUUUUGCGAGAUGCGGGCUGAUAGGGCGAUUGAGAACUAUCCCGAGAAGAAUUGCCCCACGAUACUUGUCUACAAGAACGGCGACAUUAUCAAGCAAAUAGUCACUUUGGUCACGGUCGGUGGUGUGAGGAUGAACAUGCUCAACAUUGACAACCUUCUUGUGGAGACGGGCGCGGUUCCGGAGUCCGAUAUGAGGGUUCUUAAGAGGAGGAGAGCGGCUGAAGAGGCGGAAGAUGAGCGAUUGAUGAGCAAUAAGAGCAUAAAAACGUCAAAAACGCUUGACGACGACGACGAUGAUGAUUGGGACUAA
Messenger RNA from Scedosporium apiospermum, 774 nucleotides. RefSeq names its product Phosducin-like protein 2. The record is from RefSeq and is a predicted model, not a curated record. Lineage: Eukaryota; Fungi; Ascomycota; Sordariomycetes; Microascales; Microascaceae. Gene Ontology annotation, biological process: protein folding. The coding region runs from base 1 to 774 and encodes 257 amino acids. The transcript has 2 exons. Gene Ontology annotation, cellular component: cytoplasm.